AUGCAGAUGAGAGAAAGCCCAGAGCAGGGCAGCUGGCUAGAAGGAGCCCAAGACCCUGAAAGAGGAAAAACAUCCUCCAAAGCAGACUGGAGAAAGACGCUUCCCCCAGAAGCUCUGGGAAAGAGCUUCUGGGGAAAGCAGAAGCAAGCGCAGUCCCAUGUCGGUGCCUGCCAGCGUGGCCAGACUUUGGCACAGGAACACAAGUCCAGAGCCUUGCCUAGGGUCAUUGGUCCUUCUUUCUAUAGAGCUCUUGACACCCAGCGUAGGGCCGCCGCCGCGGCAGCUCCCACGUGGCAAGUUCAGAUUGUGCAGCGCCGAGCUGGGGGCGGCGGGCGGGACCGCAGACCCCUCCCUCCGCUCUCCGGCGCUUCCCUCCGGCCGACCCCGGCGCCCGCUCGGUCCUCCACAGCCAGGGGGCGAGCGCGGCUCCCCGGCGGCGGGGGCCCAUUGGUCGCGGCGGGGAAGCGUGGGAGGAGGCCCAGCGGCGAGCUGGCUUUCUCCCGGCCACUCGCAGGGGUGAGGGGAAGCCGGAGGGCCCUGGGAGGAAGCGGAGGCGCGAGCUGGAGGCGGCGGCGGUUCCCGUCGGCCUCCGGCAGGACUGAGCGCGGGAGGCCGGAAGGCGGUCGCGCGCAGCGGAGAGGCGGGCGGGCGCAGCGGAGAGGCGGGCGGGAGGCCGGUGAGACGGCUGGGAGGCGGACGGAGCCGGGGCUCAGAGACUGGAUCCCCCUCUGUUCUGCAGACUCGAGUACAGUGGUGCGAUCAUAAUUCACUGCAGCCUUGAACUUCUGGGCCCAAG
Saimiri boliviensis boliviensis (Bolivian squirrel monkey) is the source of this 796-nucleotide messenger RNA. The record is from RefSeq and is a predicted model, not a curated record. NCBI's taxonomy places the organism in Eukaryota, Metazoa, Chordata, Mammalia, Primates, Cebidae.